AUGUUUAUCAGAAGUAGAGGGAGCUCUGUGAUUUCAAUUGGCCAUACGCAUGAUCACACGAAAGGACAAUUCAAGAUCCCUCUAGAACGGUUUCCAGAAACUGCUAUCAGAUGUAUUAUGAGCCAUCUUGACACGUCUGAUCUCCUUUCAUUUUCAUGUUUGGGAGAUUCGUUUGCUUCUGCUGCAACCCCCUUCAUCUACAGGUCUCUUGUAUUUGCCGAUUCAAAAGAUAAUCAAUCUGAUACACUUAUAGAUAAUUACAGAGGGUUUUUAAGAUUGGUUUAUACACUCAUGAUCCACCCAGAUCGGGGCCAGCACGUAGUCAAUCUUAAAAUUGAGGACAACAAGAACGAAAAAAACGAUAUCUGGAAUGUGAAACUUUCUGAGAUCUUACCAGAGAAUGAGUUGGAAGCUAUGAACGGUGUUUCGGAUCUUACACUGUUCGACGCCCUUGAUUGCCUUUUACAAUUGACUCCAAAUCUAAAGUCUUUACAUGUUCCUGCGCUUACAAUCGAGCAGUUUAGCAAUCUUCCUGGACUAAACAAAGUUGAGGAGAUAACGAUUCAUAUAAGACAGGAAGAUACAUUCCACGAACUACCAUUGAACAACUUAAAAAGGCUAUCCAUUUGUUGCGAGAAAAAUACCGAAUCCAUUCUUGGUAAGCUUGCGAUUCAUUUGAACAAGAUUGGUGUGCUAAGUAACCUCAAUUCCCUAACGUUGAGCUACAAACAGACAGGUUUCAAUGAGAUCCCUCAGCCAACGUGGUAUGCAUUCUUACACCCGCUCUCAGGAAAAGUAUUCCACAGUUUGAAAGAUUUGACUUUGGCUCAUUGUCAAUUGUCUACGAAGCAGCAGUACUUUGCUGGUGCUUUAGUCAGAACAAUUCCAUUUGCACAGCUUGAAUCUUUACAUUUAUCGAUUUACGAAUCGUCGCACAAAGGGCGCAAACAUGUUUCCGAUGCGCCUGUUUUAUUGAACAUGCUUGCACCACAUUUUGAAAACUUGAGAAAACUAAUCAUUCAACCGUCGGGAAACUGCUUGUUAUGUCAAGUUAAGUCUGUCAUCGACUUUUUGCAUUUAUAUCCCCAUCUCCAUGAACUAUGCCUAUUUACAAACUCGCUGAAUACGCUUAAUCGCGACGACCUUACGACUGCAUUAUCCAAAUCUAAAAACCUACACAAACUGGCAAUUUUUGAUGAGGCCAUACAUUUGAAAUUAACCAACCACCUCAAGAAAUGGUUUAUCUACGAAAACAUGGUGAAAUUCAAGGCGUAUGAUCAUUUUGAGUCCGAGUUGCUCUGUCAGAUGAAUAAUUUCCAAUUUGAGAAAUACAGUAUGGACGCAUUCAAAACUUUCAAUACAGAAAACGCCAAUCUUUUGAUUCUGUUUUGGCGCAAGUUUUUGACGUAUAGCAAGUCCGACGAACUGAUUAAAAACUGCGCCUCUGCUACCCAUUUUAAGCUUUAUGGUUACAAUUUCCGCAUCUUAAGGAGCCAGCAGGUGAUACAGUUAUAUACCGGUAUUGGCUCAGGUUAUCAGAAUUUAAUGUACUAUUAG
Ogataea philodendri is the source of this 1557-nucleotide messenger RNA. RefSeq lists its product as uncharacterized. The transcript has a single exon. Lineage: Eukaryota; Fungi; Ascomycota; Pichiomycetes; Pichiales; Pichiaceae. Bases 1 to 1557 code for a protein of 518 amino acids. The record is from RefSeq and is a predicted model, not a curated record. Gene Ontology annotation, molecular function: protein binding.